AUGGCCGUCCUGGUGUCCUCGGCGUCCCUCUUGGCGGCCGCCGACGAUCCCUACGGAGCGCCCAUCCCCAUCCUCAAGGACGACCGGGCGCAGGACGCCUACGGCGGAUACACCUUCGACUUCGAGUCCGGCAACGGCAUCGUCCGACAGGAGUCCGGGAAGGAGAGCGACGGACAGGUGAAGGAGGGAGGCUGGAGGUACACCUCCCCCGAGGGCGUCCCCGUCGAGAUCAUCUUCGUGGCCGACCAGGGGGGGUACCGGCCGCAGGGGGCGGUCAUCCCCGUGGCCCCCCCGCUCCCCUACCAGAGAUCCGUGCCAAGAAUGAAAGAUGGCCCAGGGAAAAUAUUCUUGGCAUUUCAGUUAAAAGAGAUGGAAAUGGCCCAGAAUAUAGGUAUCAAUUUUGAAAAGAUGUCAAGGCUGCAGCCGCUGUAG
Messenger RNA from Penaeus indicus, 432 nucleotides. Its product is annotated as cuticle protein AMP1A-like. The transcript has 6 exons. Gene Ontology annotation, cellular component: chitin-based extracellular matrix. Lineage: Eukaryota; Metazoa; Arthropoda; Malacostraca; Decapoda; Penaeidae. Bases 1 to 432 code for a protein of 143 amino acids. Gene Ontology annotation, molecular function: structural constituent of chitin-based larval cuticle. The record is from RefSeq and is a predicted model, not a curated record.